AUGUUGAUAUCUAUCUAUAAAUCUAUCUAUCUAUCUAUCUAUCUAUCUAUCUAUCUAUCUAUCUAUGCUUGUCCCUUCCUUUCUUCCUUGCUUCCUUCCUUCCUAUCUAUCUAUCUAUCUAUCUAUCUAUCUAUCUAUCUAUCUAUCUAUCUACCUAAAUGCUUUGAUUAUUUAUUUCUUUCUCGGUUCGAUCCCUGCCAAGAACACAAUUUAUUCAAUUUGACUUUCGUGGGACAGAUCGUUAGGUGUCAAUUUCAAUAUUUAAAAAAUACGGGGACAUUUUCUCUCUCUCUCUCUCUCUCUCUCUCUCUUUUCUCUCUUUUCUUUUCUUUCUUUAUUUUCUUUUUUUUUCUUUCUUUCCGCAUUUUUUCUUUCUUUCUUUGUUUUCGUAUUUUUUCUUUCUUUCUUUAUUUUCGUAUUUUUUCUUUUUUUAUAUUUUUCUUUUUUUCUUUCUUUUCGUAUUUUUCUUUCUUUUUUCUUUCUUUUUUAUUCGAAUUUACAGAAAACGCAACUCCAUUCUUUCACGAUAUUCAUUCUUUUUCGCUACCAGAAAAUGUCACCUCAUUCGUUCAUUUUUUUUCUCUCUCGAUCUUUACUUUAAUGCCCGUGAUGUGA
Molecule: messenger RNA, 615 nt
Organism: Acanthosepion pharaonis
Lineage: Eukaryota; Metazoa; Mollusca; Cephalopoda; Sepiida; Sepiidae
Source: the annotation of a GenBank genome assembly